GUUUGGCGGAAAUAUCGCGAGAUCUGAUGACCUGCUUCCUCAAAAUGUAAACAUUGCAGUUUUGCUAGUCGAAGUUCAGUGUUAUGUUCCACUGCACGGCAGAGGAGACGUAGAAAGGGUGACAUUAUUUUGGUCGUCGGAAUGUGACAUUACCUCGAAGUGAUUUCGACUGAAAGCCCACCGUUACAUAAUUUUAAGUCGUAGCGGAAUUUCGCUGUAGUGCUGGAAUGGGUAACACCCCUCCUGGGUCCAAAUGGAGAACCAAGGGAGCGACGAGGUGGAAAAAAUGAAGACAAAGUUCUUGUCUGUGUGGCACAAUGUGAAAUACAGUUGGGCUCUGAAGUCAAAGACCUCAUUCAGCAGAAAUUCUCCUGUGUUUCUUCUGGGAAAAUGUUACCACUUUAAGGCGGAAGACGAUGACGACGUGUCAGAAGACUGUUUGGAAGCAUCCAAUGAAGACUUUGUCAUGGGAAAUGUUGAGGAUUUCCGAAAGGAUUUUGGAUCUCGUGUGUGGCUAACAUAUCGGGAAGAGUUUCCCCCUCUGUCUGGCUCUGCACUGACGUCUGACUGUGGUUGGGGCUGCAUGCUGCGGGCUGGACAGAUGCUGCUGGCCCAAGCGCUAAUUCUGCACUUUUUGGGCAGAGAAUGGACCUGGUCAGAAGCACUGCAGCUUCAGCCUUUAGACACCGAGACGUGGACCACUACUGCUGCAAAGCGCAUGGUAGCAUCCCUCGAAGCCUCCCUACAUGGCACCCAGAGCAAGCCAUCCUCUAAUCCUGGCUUACCGGCCGUACCUCAGGCUCAGGCUGCACGGUCUGCAGAGGAAGCAGAUGCCCAUUUAAAAGAAAUGUAUCACAGGACACUGGUUUCAUGGUUUGGAGACAACCCAUCUGCCCAACUGGGCCUGCACAGACUGGUGCACUUAGGCUUAACAAUGGGGAAGCAGGCAGGAGACUGGUAUGGUCCUGCUGUGGUAGCACACAUUCUUAAGAAAGCCAUAGAGGAAGCAAUGGACCCUGCCCUGGCGGGUAUAUCUGCUUAUGUCUCUCAGGAUUGUACAGUGUACAGCGCUGAUGUGGUCGAUAGCCACAAGGCACCCCGAGCAGGGCACCCGUCUGCUGGUGCGGCACAUGCCCCGCCCCCUCCACAAAACAACCAAUCAGCAUCUGCAUUCACCUUGCCAGACAGUCAAGCUGUUAUUAUUCUCAUCCCUGUGCGACUGGGAGGAGAGAAAACCAACCCUGACUACUUUAACUUUGCAAAGAAAAUGCUAAGUCUGGAGUACUGUCUCGGCAUCAUUGGAGGGAAGCCCAAGCAGGCCUGCUACUUUGUAGGAUUUCAAGAUGACAGCUUGAUUUACCUGGACCCUCAUUACUGUCAGUCUUUUGUGGACGUCAGCACCAGCGAUUUCCCUCUGCAGUCCUAUCAUUGUCCCUCACCCAAGAAGAUGCAGUUUACUAAAAUGGAUCCAAGCUGCACCAUUGGUUUUUACUCCAGAAGUGUCCAAGACUAUGAGAAAAUCAGCCAAGAGCUGUCUCGGGUGCUGCAGCCAUCGGCGAGCGACAAAUACCCAGCGUUCACUAUCGUGCAAGGUCAUGGCAGAGAUUACGACCUGUCAGCAGGUCUGACCCCGGAAAAGAGAGAGUGGCCCUUCAUCCGUGACCCGAGAAGGACAAUCACCACUGCUGGGGACUUUGUACUACUUUAACAAAACGGUUUGGAACUGCGAACAUGGAAUUUUUUUUCAUUGUGUGAUGCCUAAAAAAGUCUGUGUCUGAGACAGACGUAACAUUGAACCUUCUAGAACAAAACCUAUUUGUUCACUUUUUGGUGAACUUCUGUAACGCAACAAUAGGAGUUAGUUCAAUCCUGUUGUUUUCGCACAGUAUUGGGACUUUUUAGAGCUCUGCUUAUUUUUAUACUAACAUAAGAGGAGGAAUGCCGUGGAGGUGCCGCUAUAUUUUUCUUUCCAAACACAUUUCACUGUUAGUGCAGAGUAAUAUACUGUAAGUCCAGUACCACUACACGUACACUCACUUGUAAAAUAUUGACGGGUUCUGUUUGUUGAAAUAACUCUAAAAGUAUUAUUUUAGUUACACUUUUCUACAUUAAACUAACUGCGUUUGGGAAGAUUUUUAAAGGGCAAAAAAGACCAGAAAUGUUCCAAUCAGGGUUUUAUGCAGCCAAUCAUCCAUGAGUGCGAUGAGAUAUCAGUACUGAUCACUUAUAUCAACUUUAAAUUGUUCAAUGUAUUUAUGGUAAGUGAUAUUGACUGUUUAACAAUAUCAACACAAUAUUUGACUGAGUUAAUUAUUCUCUUUUAUUAAAUUACAAAUGUUUGAUCAAAACAAAGUCAAUAGUUCACAAUAACUAAUUUAAAUCAUUUGGUUUUUGCUCUUAAAGUCGAUACACUGUUACUACCUUUGGUAUUGACACCACUGAUUCAUGUAUCCAUCCGCCCUUCUCUUACGUGUCGUGUACUGACUGACAAUGUCGACAUGCCAACAUUAACUGUUAUAUUAUCCUUUAACUAGAUUCUUAUAAAUCUACUUAUUAAUUUCAUGUUAUAUCUACUUACUUUCUGCUCUCAUGUUGUUCAAUUUGCAUUUCUUAAAGUGUAUUAGGUCCCUGUUUUUGGUGUUGUUCAAAUCUAUCUUAGCUAUUACCAUGCCUGCUCCUGGCUUGUUCUCUGUGUUUGUAACAUCUUUAGCUUUGUCUUCCAAAGAUACUUAAAAUACUACCAAAUGCAGUUAUUUUUCCGUAAUGGAGAGGAUUAUCAUUCAUUUACGGCAGCUUCUCCACACUGUGUGUGAAAACACAUAAUUAGUUGCUAGCUGUUUGUCAGCCGAGGGACUAAGAAUAAUUUGUGACUGGCAUUAAAAGGCAUUAAUCUGCAAUGGCGAUCACUUAUUUUUUUCACGACAAUCAACCGAUACUGAGCAAUCGAUUGGCACAUCCCUAGUUAAAACUUCAGAUGCAAUCCUUUAAACCAUUUUUUAUCAUGUAUUAUGAAACAUAUCUCAAUAAAAAUACACCUGUGUUUUACUUGCAUCAAUAACACAGGGAAACGAUACACAGGCUUGAAUAAUUCACUGUUGCACAGGAGCUUGCAUUUGCAUAUUUUGAAACAGUGAGUUUGCAUUUCCACAUCCCAAAACGAUUCAUGUUUGAUAGAUGGAAAUUCUGAAUUUUCAAUUGUUGUGAAUGUGAGUUUUAAUUGGCAUGUUUUGAAUUAGUAUUUAUUUCGAUUUUAUCCAAAAACUGGUGUUUACAUGUACUGCACCGCAACAAUAUCUUUACUGAAGAUGCCUAAAGUUAAGAAUACCUCUUGUAUUGUUAAUGGCAUUUAAAUAAGUUUUAUUAUUAUGCAGUAAAUAAUAAUAUCAUACAGACAUCAACAGCAAUUGGAAAAUGUGUUUGUAUUGAAUAAUUUCGGGUAACCUGUCUUGUAAUAUUAACAAUACUGGCCUUUCAUAUCAAUGCACGUUGUAAAUUAGUGAAUUCAUUCCUUGCAUGCUUCACAGAGCAAACUCAUACAAAAGCCACCCUUUUGACAUUUUAAAGAAUGCUUGAAUAACUCGCUGUAAAACUUGAACACGCGCACUCAAAACUCUAUUGUGCAUGGACGUCUUCCAUGUCUUUCUGCGUUGCAACUAACACAACUGAUAUUUAGGACACUCAGUGGUGGUUUUUAGGUGUGGGUCACCUCGGCACAUACCUGUUCUUUAGGGGGCGCCGCAAGGAUGGAGGGGAAAGAAAGAUACAGAAGCACAUAAGGUCAGAAUAUACGUGUCUAAAUAGAAUUGGUAUUGUUCACAUAUCGUCUGUUACAGCUGCCAAAGCAUUACUUUUGAAAGAAUGCUUGUGCUUAAAUAUUGCUUGUCAUUUAAAAAAAUUGAAAAUGGGGAUUUUAUUAAAAACUUUUACAUUUUUACAAACUUUUGCAACAUACAAAACUAUUAAAAAAAGUAAUAGUGAUUUAAGUACUUGAAUAGUAUAAAUAAAAUGAUAAUUAAUGUCAGUUGGUUCUCUAUAAUGUAUAAGUAGUGUGAUUCUAGGUGUUAUAUUGUUAAAGGGGAACAUUAUCACCAGACCUAUGUAAACGUCAAUAUAUACCUUGAUGUUGCAGAAAAAAGACCAUAUAUUAUUUUAACUCGAUUUCCGAACUCUAAAUGGGUGAAUUUUGACAAAUUAAACGUCUUUCUGUUUAUCGCUCUCGGAACGAUGACGUCAGAACGUGACGUCACCUAGGUAAUAAAGCUGCCAUUUACUCAAACAUAUUACAAACAUCGUCUCUCAGCUCUGUUAUUUUCCAUUUUUCGACUAUUUUCUGGAACCUUGGAGACAUCAUGCCUCGUCGGUGUGUUGUCGGAGGGUGUAACAACACUGACAGGGAGGGAUACAAGUUGCCCAAAGAUGCAAAAGUGGCAAGAAAUUGGACGAAAUUUGUUCAAAAUAUGAGGGUGUGAGGAAAGCCGACAAAAUGGUCAGUCGUUUGUUCCGCACACUUUACCGACGAAAGCUAUGCUACUACAGAGAUGGCAAGAUUGUGUGGAUAUCCUGCGAAACUCAAAGCAGAUGCAUUUCCAACGAUAAAGUCAAAGAAAUCUGCCGCCAGACCCCCAUUGAAUGUGCCGGAGUGUCUGCAGAUUUUACCGGCGAUGCAAAGGCAGACAUGGCACAGAGAGAUGUAUGGAUAACCUGCAGAUGCAUUUGCAACGAUAAAGUCAACUAAAUCACAAAGGUGAGUUUUGUUGAUAUUGUUGACUUAUGUGCUAAUGAGACAUUUUUGGUCGCGGCAUGACUGCCAGCUAAUCGAUGCUAACAUGCUAUUUAGGCUAGCUGUAUGUACAUUUGAAACUAUAUUUACAUCCAGCGUUUCCUUCCACCCACAUUUAAUGCCAAACAAACACUUACCAUUCGACGGAUUUAAGUUGAUCCAGUGUCACAAGAUGCGAAACUUCCGAUCGUUGAUCUGCACAUUUUACCGGCGAUGCUAACGCAGACAUGGCCGAAUAGCGUCAAUAGCUAUUCGCUCAAUAGCUUCAGUUUCUUCUUCAAUUUAGUUUUCGCUAUCUGCCUCCAUACUCCAACCAUCCGUUUCAAUACAUGCGUAAUCUGUUGAAUCGCUUAAACCGCUGAAAUCCGAGUCUGAAUCCGAGCUAAUUUCGCUAUAUCUUGCUGUGGUAUUCGCCAUUGUUUGUUUGUAUUGGCAGCACUGUAUGACGUCACAGGAAAAUGAACAAUGGCUUCGAGAGAGCGAAAAAAGGGCACUUUAAAGCUUUUUUUAGGGAUGUUCCGGGAUGGGUAAAAUUUUGAAAAAAACUUCAAAAAAUUAAAUAAGCCACUGGUAACUGAUUUUUAUUGGUUUUAACCCUUUUGAAAUUGUGAUAAUGUUCCCCUUUAACAUUUUAUAAAAUUUUUAAAAAUCUAAACAUUUGAAAUAAAAUCCCAAUUAUGGCCCCAAUUGUCGCAGGAAAAACUAGCAGCAAUACAGAACACAAAUAAUGUACAAAAAAAACAACCUUAACAGCUUGUGUUGUAAUGUUGAUGUUCAGAAUUCCGUUCAUGAAUGCACCUCGCUCGCCGUGAUUGGUGCAUAAUAAGGAAGUGUUUUGAUGUUGUAUGAAAUUUGUGUGCAGUGUUGGAACUGAGCACUGCUGUAGGCAUGAUAAGAUUGGCAAUAAAAAUGAAAAAAAGCUUC
Nerophis ophidion (straightnose pipefish) is the source of this 5704-nucleotide messenger RNA. RefSeq names its product autophagy related 4C, cysteine peptidase (gene atg4c). Gene Ontology annotation, molecular function: protein-phosphatidylethanolamide deconjugating activity. Bases 254 to 1708 code for a protein of 484 amino acids. Lineage: Eukaryota; Metazoa; Chordata; Actinopteri; Syngnathiformes; Syngnathidae. The record is from RefSeq and is a predicted model, not a curated record. The transcript is spliced from 11 exons.